CAGAGGAAUUUGAAGGUUAAUUCAGGAGAGUAUCCGGACGUAAUCGAAGCUGCAUGGAGCCCGACGUCGUGACGCAAUCAAUGAGCGACGACAGCUUGGAUUGUUGUUUCUUCAAAUCGUGGUUAGACGAAACUCAGUUUGUUAAUUCAUAGACAAGGCCUGUCCGUACAGUGAACAAAGAAAUUGACUAGUGACGGUGUCAUCUAAAGACAAAUUCUUAUUGACAUUUUCUUCCUCCCUCUCCUUGCCACUUCCCCUUGCUCUAAUUAGGUGAACAUGGUGGUGUUAAUAUUCCAUACAGAAUCUACCCAUCACUGAGGAACACUCAAUACCUGCCAUGUUUUAGACUGCUGUCAUGUCAAUAACCUCUAUGGUGGGAAAGGCUUGAGAACGAGUUCUUUUCUACACAGCAAAAGAACAUUACAGAAGAAUAGAGGUUCAGAUCCUGGAGGUAAGUUACGGGAUAAAAACCAAGGACAGAACAAACCACAACACCUAAAAUUCAGAGGACCAAAGGGGAGGAGAGGACAGGAGCGCGGACAGAGGGUGUUGGGGAUGGGGUUGAAGAGCCAAAGGAGGACGUCAUGGUUCACAGCGGCUCUGCAUCCCCAAUGAAAACAACACCAUCAGCAUCACCUCAUUUAACUGUUCCUGCUACAGCACCUCCUCUGCAAGCAGCUCCUCUAGUGCCCCCUCCUGGAGAUACUACAGAUCAGGACCUAACCCAGACCCCUGCCAAACUCCUCACCACAGACCUUACCUCCAACUCAGACUUGACCCAGCCUUCUACUCUGACUCCUGCUGAUGCCGAGCCACCUGUUGUAACCCAAGCAAAAGCACUUACUACUAACUCAAGCCCAGCAUCUGCCUGGUCCUCUACACAGACGCCAACCCCUGCUCAGGGCCCAGUCAAUGGCCGUACGUCAGGCAGGAAGAGGACUCCUAAGGCCUGUGACUGCUGUGGCCCCAACGGUACAGGACACAAUGUCAGAAUCUCAGGCAGAGGGAGGGGGAGAGGGAGAGGGAGGGGGGCUGGUAGUGACUUCUGGGACACCCCAAAAAGGAAAGUGGGUGGCCAGCUGACACAUAUCAAGAGUUUUGAUUUGACCAAUGAGAAGGUAGAGGAAACAGAGGAUGAAGAUGACAGAUAUGAGAAGGUGCAGAAGACUGUAGUAGUGGCUGAUACUCAACUACAAACCCCUGUUGCCCUCCCUGUCACAGUCUCCCUGCAGGAUGGACCAAUAAGGAAUUAUGCUGCUCCAGAGAAAGGGGAUAUGCAGAAAAAGGAAGACAUGUUGAUAGAGGGGUCCGGAGUUGCUGGUGCAGAAGGGAAAGGAGGUGGUGAUAGCAGAGAUGUGGAGAUGAGGUUGUCGGCAAUGGCAGGCAGGGGAGCACCAGUAGUUAGGGUAGGGGAGAGGAGAGGAGGGAGGGGAAUGGUGGGAACUACGUCUGUAUCAAACAUGGAAGUAGAAGGUGGAAUAAAGAGGGGAGGUUUAGGUGGUGUUGUCAUCAGUUCUAAAACGUAUGCCCUACCUCGAUUAGUGUUUGUGCAGAGGCAGGGGCAAAACAAAGAUGCAGAGAUGGACCAUGGAGAGCAGACUGACCCCAGCUCAAUUAAAUCUCCAUUUGGAAAUGGAGACACUGUAAACCUAUCUGACACUGAACCUGAAGAUGAGGCGAAGGAGGACAACAUGAUCAUGAGUGGAAUGGAAAAUGGACUAUUGUCUAUCUCACGGCAGUCAGGUCCUGUUUUAAGGUCAGAAUCUCCCCAAGACCUCGACUCUGAGAUGCAGGUGGACCAAACUCAUGACAAAACUGACUCAGUGUCUAUACCAGGAACUCUGUAUAACGGAAACAUCACCACACCAACAAAUGAAGACCACUGCUCCACACUUAUGGAGGUGGAAGCUUCUCAUCCUGCUACAGUUGCUGCUCCAUCCCAGGGCCCUAUUACAGUAUCCAGUAUGGCGCACCGUUUGGCAUUAAGAGACCACAGGCUGUACUGUCAGCCUGGAACCUGGGAGAAGAAGGAGAUGGAAGAAGUGUGGGGCAAAGAUGGACAAGAGAUGGAUGGAAAGACGCACGAUAAAGAAAGCCUGGAGCAGCUUACUGAUAUGGUCCACGAGUUUCUGGAGAGCUUCUACUUAAAGUACGGUGGUUUCAUUCCUCUCAGUGAGACUGAUGUCCUGGAAUACCUGAAGAAGAAAGGCAAAUCUGACCUCAGCAACAGGGGACUGGACAUCAAAGGGGAGAUGACUCGGUAUAGGGCAGGGCUGGCCUCUGCUCCUAUUGCGGGCUUCAUGGUGACGUAUAACAAACACACCCUGGGCCUGGAGGAUCUUGGCACGCUGGAGGAACAGAACUGGCUUAAUGACCAGAUUAUCAACAUGUAUGGAGAACUCAUCAUGGAGGCGACACAACACAAGGUUCAUUUUUUCAACAGUUUCUUCCACAAGCAGCUGGUUGCCAAGGGUUAUGAUGGUGUGAAGAGAUGGACUAAAAAAGUUGACCUAUUCUCCAAGUGGCUGUUGCUAAUUCCCAUCCAUUUAGAAAUCCACUGGUCUCUCGUCACGGUCACCAUGGCAACCAAAACUAUCAGUUACUACGACAGCCAAGGCAUCGUCUUCAGACACACCACAGAUAACAUUAUGAAGUACCUUCUGUCUGAAGCCAAAGAGAAGAAACAGACAGCUUUCCAAAAAGGCUGGAAGAUUACCAUCAUCAAGGGUAUUCCUCAGCAGAAAAACGACAGCGACUGUGGAGUUUUUGUACUUGAGUACUGCCGUUGUCUCUCUGUGAAGCAGCCUCUGCUGUUCAGUCAAGAGGACAUGCCUCGCAUCCGCAAGAGAAUCUACAAGGAGCUGUGUGACUGUCACCUUAACGAUUGAAAGACUGAAUAAUGGUUGCCCUCACCCACUGACUGCUUGCCUGGUUACAUGAGACGGUCUGUCAAAGUCUGUCAGACGGCCUGUUUCACCGACAGCUUGUUACAUAAGCUAACACAACCCGGCCAUCUGUAUUCCAGGGAGCCCUAACUGCCAGUUUGACUGACAGCAGAGUGGCUGGUCACUUGGACUUUUGGUGACUUUUGGAGUUCAAUAAUAGUCUGUAGCAGUCUGUAACUACUGACGUGGUCCCCUACUGACCCACAGAAAUGCUGGACCCGUACCCAUCAGGUUGUUUUGCGUUCUACAUUUACCAUCCACAGUGGAUUUCAACCACAUGACCAAACAGCCGCCUUUAAGGACACAAGGGAGCUCUGACUGAGGACACAGGCGUUGGACCAGCCUGGACCAAUGUACCAAAUGGAGUGGCCUUACCUCCGGUGUUUUAAUAUGUUAAUAAAGCUAGGAUGUGCGAUUCAGUGGACCAAACGUUCACUUAAAACUUGAGGGUUUAUGUUGGUUUUGUUCUCUCGGACUACAGAUAUUUGCACGGUUAGAGGCCUAUCCAUUGAAGAGUCUAGAAUAUUGACUGAAUGUACUGAUCAUUGAUCAUGAUGUAUUCUUCCUGGCUGCCAGGGUGGAGACUUAGCAGCGUACAGGCUAAUGGCACAUUUUGACUGUGGCUUGAAACAGGGAUAUCAUUUUUCAAGGUAGUUUUUGUUUUAAGUAUCAGGUUUGUGACACCUUACUCCAAAUAAUUUCUUACUAAAAUUACAGUUUUUCCACCACGUUAUUUCCAGCUUUGUUGUUUUGCUGUGAUCACAUCCUUUCGGUUGGUUUUGCACAAGCAUAUUCCAGUCUUUUUAGCCAAAAGCCAUUGUUUGAUAAUUCUUUACACUUGAAUCCAUCAAUUUGAUUUGAAAACAGUUUCACAUGCUGGUUAGUAAAUUUCAUGUUAAGCUGUACAGCUAGCUGCUGAUGUGAGGACCACCGUUUUUGAUUUUAGCUAAGCAGUUUCUCCAUGAAAACUUUAUAUUGUCCAGGCCUGCUGUUUCACAUGGAUGCAUUAACACAGGUGCAGAAAGUCGUUGUUACAGAGUGGCCUCUUAACAGAGAAACAAAUGGACCUCAGCUAUUUUGACUAAAUCCUCAUGUCCAGCCUGGAUUUUGUUGUUAUAUUCACGUAUAUGUAUUUACAGAUUGUAUUGUACUUUUACUGGCCUACUACUGUAUAUGCUUGCUUUGGCUAAAAACCGCAAUGGUUUCUGGACUGUUUUUAUUGUUGUUAUUAAAAGGCCAAUAAUGCUGGUAA
This is a messenger RNA of Siniperca chuatsi (mandarin fish), 4197 nucleotides long. RefSeq lists its product as uncharacterized. Gene Ontology annotation, molecular function: deSUMOylase activity. Gene Ontology annotation, biological process: protein desumoylation. NCBI's taxonomy places the organism in Eukaryota, Metazoa, Chordata, Actinopteri, Centrarchiformes, Sinipercidae. Gene Ontology annotation, cellular component: nucleus. The record is from RefSeq and is a predicted model, not a curated record.